Molecule: messenger RNA, 1525 nt
Organism: Budorcas taxicolor (takin)
Lineage: Eukaryota; Metazoa; Chordata; Mammalia; Artiodactyla; Bovidae
Gene: OCIAD2
Product: OCIA domain containing 2
Exons: 7
Coding region: 108-572 (154 amino acids)
Cellular component (GO): mitochondrial inner membrane
Source: RefSeq, a predicted model, not a curated record
GAGCACAGGCAACGUCCUGGAAGCGAGCGCGGUAAGGGGACCACGAUAGUGGGUCAACCAGGAAGCUGAGUCCACUCAGCUAGAAGAGAAGCAAAGACAAAGUCAUCAUGGCUUCAGUGUCCACACAUGAAAACCAAGAAAAGGGUCCCCAUUUGCCACCACCAAGCAAGCAGAGUCUGUUGUUUUGUCCAAAAUCAAAACUGCACAUCCACAGAUCAGAGAUUUCAAAGAUUAUCCGGGAAUGUCAAGAAGAAAGUUUCUGGAAGAGAGCUCUGCCUUUUUCUCUUGUAAGCAUGCUUGUCACCCAAGGACUGGUCCAUCAUGGUUAUUUAGCAGCAAAUCCAAGAUUUGGUUCAUUGCCUAAAGUUGCACUUGCUGGUAUCUUAGGAUUUGGCCUUGGAAAAGCAUCGUAUAUAGGAGUAUGCCAAAGUAAAUUCCAUUCCUUUGAAGGCCAGCUGCGUGGAGCCGGUUUCGGUCCAGGGCAUAACAGGCACUGCCUGCUUACCUGUGAGGAAUGCAAAACAAAGCAUGGAUUAAGUCAGGAGAGAAGUUCACAGCCUUCAACUUCCUAAACUCUGUCUGUGGGCACUGAAGUCUCUAAGAGCAUCUGAAUUUGUCCACCUUUAAAAUGUCAAGUGUACUUUAAAAUAACUUACUUACUGUGGAACAGCAACAUUGUGAUUCCCUUGCUCUAUUGAAAUGCUUUCCUGUUAAUUCUCAAUUUUGAGCAUUCCAUGUUUUCUGCUGUUUAAGAACAUGUUGGGAGCUUUCAUACACCAAAUAACAUUGCAUUGCACUCUUAUUUCCUUACAGCUAAAUGAAAGAGUUUGAAGUCUUCUCUGAUUCACCCCCAUUCACUCCCAUUUCACUCUUGCUUUUGUUCAGGGUUUUAAGAUCUCUGAUCGAGAACAGGAAUGAAUGCUGAGAAACUUGGGAAAUCAUGCCCAAAGAAAACCAAUGUGUAUGGAGGUAGAAAUACAGAAAUACAAGAAAGACUGUGUCUAUGGGAAGCGGUUUCUAAAAUGUAGGGGCCAAGCUUUUUUAACUUAAUGAAAAAUAUUUCAUUUGAGUGCGUCACAAUAUAAAUCAGCUAUCCUUUUAGUGACCUUAGCGACUAAAGCAACUUAGCAGCAGCAGCAGCAGCAGCAGCAGUGAUUUUAUGUCUGCCCGGUUUGGUGAAGUUUUGGGAAAGCUGGUUGUUUUAGGUUACUUGCUUAGCUCAUGGUCAGUUCUCGAGAACUGGGGCUCUUUUGUAUGCUGCUGCUGGCUUAAAAGAAUAAACACAACUUCUCCAAAUGUCCCUCUGGGACAGUUUGCAUAUUUCUGGGAAGAAUCACUGGAAGAAUUAAUUCAGACUGAUAAACUUCAGGGUUUUAAAGGAGCUCAGAGGGAGCCAAUCCAACCCCAAGAGUUGUAUUCCUAUUCUCACUCCAGGUUUUUUUGCAUGAAGACAAACUCUCCCACUGGGGACCUUUUGCCUUUGUUAGGUUCUCUGAGCCCUACAUGAAAAUUUCUGCAUCUUUGU